This is a messenger RNA of Aplysia californica (California sea hare), 359 nucleotides long. RefSeq names its product vacuolar protein sorting-associated protein 28 homolog. NCBI's taxonomy places the organism in Eukaryota, Metazoa, Mollusca, Gastropoda, Aplysiida, Aplysiidae. The record is from RefSeq and is a predicted model, not a curated record. Gene Ontology annotation, molecular function: protein-containing complex binding. Gene Ontology annotation, cellular component: ESCRT I complex. Gene Ontology annotation, biological process: protein transport to vacuole involved in ubiquitin-dependent protein catabolic process via the multivesicular body sorting pathway.
AUCUAGGCCUAUCUAGAGGAUUCUAGGCCUACAAUAAGAGUUGACCUUAGGACGUGUGUUUUAACGUCAUGUUCGCUCAAGUACAGUCAAGUUCAGGCGGUCAGAGUAAUAAUGCUGGGCUUUAUGAGGAGGUUAAAUUGUACAGAACUGCUAGAGAGAGAGAAAAAUAUGACAACAUGGCAGAUCUGUAUGCAGUCAUCAAUACUCUACAGAGCCUGGAAAAAGCCUACAUUAGAGAUGCUGUCUUAGCUAAAGAGUAUACAGCCACCUGUUCAAAAUUACUUGUGCAGUACAAAGCAGCUUUCAAGCAAGUACAGAGUGAUUUCCCUACGGUUGAGGAUUUCAUGAAAAAGUACAGA